GGAAGAUGUCUUCUUGGCGUGGCUCCGCGACCGUGUCGGUGUUGGUCGCACUCGUGGUACUGUUAGGAGGUCUCCAGCUGGUGGUGGCUCAACCUGGCGGGAAAUUUGGACCUCGGUUGGGUGAGCGCUUGCGCGAACGGCGUCUGGAGAGGAUCCGCUUGCGUCAACAGCGUGUUGCCGAGUCCAUCGCCCACGAUUACCCGGCGGUAGCGGACUAUCAGGAUGACGCAGGGGUGAGAUCCUCACAGGAGAACGGCACGUCCAGCUCGGAGGACUACGAUAUGAACCUCACGGGCACGGUGGAUGCGAACCGGAAACCACUACCGAUCGCUUUCCGGCCGAGCCUACGCAGGACGAAGUUUGAGAAGAGCAUCCUGUUCCGGUUCUACCACGACGGCAACCUGACGAAGCAGACGACAAUGAUCGAGGACGAACCGCUGCUAAACGGAACCGGGUGUGCCCCGGAUGAGCGAUUCGCGUUGAUCGUGCACGGUUGGCAUGAGAACUGCUACGAGGUACCGUGGGUGUUGGACUUGCGCGAAAACCUCCGCACGUACCGGGGUGGGUGCGUUGCCUGCAUGGACUACUCGUCCUUCUCGAGCGGUGGUUACGGUGGGCUGGUGGGCGUAUUUCGCGACAUCCGUGACGUACUGCAGCAGUUCCUGCAGCAACUCCGCUUCGAGGGCAUCCAGUAUGAGCGAUUGUUUCUGUUUGGGUUUAGUUUUGGGGCCCAGCUCGCGUUAGACGUGGGCACACGAAUUGGCGGGCGUGAGAUCGAAGCGAUCGACACCUGCGAUAUGGCUGGACCUGGGUUCGACAACGAUCGGUUGUUUAAGCAAGCGGACUUCCGGCAAGCGGCUAAAAACGUCCAGUGUAUCCACACCAGCAUCGACAAGGGUACGAAGUUCCCAAACAAGUGUCAUCAGAACUGGCGGAUGGGACAGUGUGGUUUGCGUCAGGCUGCAGCUGGACCACCACCGUUGGGAUCACAUGGACUCUGUCCGGUGUUCUACAAUCUAGCCUUCAAGUACCAGUUCUUGGCGCAACCGAAGCCACUCGAAUGCGUCUCGCUUGGUGACACGGCCGGGUAUCCUCGGAACUACCGCAUGGGCUACAUGGAAUCUCGCAAGAGCGAGGUCCGAGGUGAGCUGUUCGCGCAGACCUCGGACGUGUACCCGUACACUGUGUUCACCAACCCGUACAACAUCUUCGAUUACGGCUUCUAGCGGAUACGUGUCUGCCUGACAACCCAGAGCCCCAAAGAAACGACCCCCAGUGUGUGUGUGCCAAUGCCCGCGAGGACCUACUGAGGCGAGGAAACCUUCCACCUGUGGAGACCUUCACAUUGACGAAGGGUGGAUUCGUAACGUCUAAAACGCGUGUUAGUUUUGUUUUUAAUUUUCUUAUGUUUACGAUUUAAGUAGCGAUUAAACUCGCGCACCCACACACCUUAGACGCACACAAACACACACCCAGUGGGAAAUAAAUAUAUU
Molecule: messenger RNA, 1493 nt
Organism: Anopheles nili
Lineage: Eukaryota; Metazoa; Arthropoda; Insecta; Diptera; Culicidae
Exons: 3
Coding region: 6-1226 (406 amino acids)
Molecular function (GO): lipase activity
Source: RefSeq, a predicted model, not a curated record